UUUAAAAAAGAUUAAUACCAAUAUGAAAUUGGAUUGAAUUUAAAUUGAACUUCAAUGGAAGUACCAAUUCAAAUAGCGGUACGAAUUCGUCCAGAAUAUAAUGCAAGAGAUAUAGUAUGUUUACAAUCGAAUCCGUAUGUAAACCAAAUUAAUUUUGGCAAUCAACAAACAUUUCCCGUCACUUAUGCAUUACCAAAUGAUUGUACACAAAAUCAAGUAUUCGAUACUACCAUAUUCCCUUUGCUACAUUCAUUAUUGGAAGGAUGUGAUGUGUCUGUGGUUUCACUUGGCCAAGCUGGUACUGGCAAAACAUACACAUUAUUUGGACCUGGAUUACAUUGUGCGUUAAGUGAAAGUGAAUAUGGUGUUGUACCGAGAUCUGUACGUGAAAUAUUUAGUCGUUUAGCGUUACAUUCAGAUCGAAAUUUUAACAUAACUAUUGCAUGGACUCAAAUAUGUGGUGAAAAUAUUCAAGAUUUACUUGGAGCUGGCAACGUUCAAUGUUGUUCUGUAACCGAUGCAUUCCAAUGGUUACAAUUGGGAAUGAGUAAUCGAGCACCACAUCAUGCGCACACAUUAUUCACAAUUACUUUGGAACAACAAUGGAUUGGUACUGAUGGAUUACUUCAACAUCGAAUAUCCACAGCAAGUUUUGCUGAUCUAACAAGUUCAGAAAAAGUAUAUAUUGUAGGUAGAUUAGGUGAACCUCAAGCUAUACCCACAGACAGUGGUUUAUUAGCUUUAGAUCGUAUCGUGACUUCACUGGUGGAAGCAUGUAAUGGCUAUCAAACCUUUAUUCCGUAUAAUCAAUCAACUUUAACUACAUUACUAAAAGAUUCAUUUGGUGGUCGUGCCAAAACUUUAGUGAUUGCAUGCGUUUCAUCAUUAUUACAAGAUUAUCAGGAAACUUUGUACACGCUACAAUUUAUAUCACGCGUACAAAAUAUUCGAAAUUUUGUCACAACCAAUUCUUUUUCAAAUGUGACCACAGACGAUUAUAAUGAAAAUUAUACAAAUGAACAAGACAGCGUGGAACGGAGUACAAAUGCUGAUAUGUUUGGAUUGCAAUUUGCUGCAUCACAAUGGUUAAAAUUAGUAUCAAAUGCCGAAGAUUUAUUUAAUAAACUUGUAUCGAAUAAUGUUUUAUCCGAUCAAGAAAAAGAUCAAAUCUCAGAAUGGUUAUUUUUAAAACAAGAAUGCGAAGAAUGUUUAAGUAGCGAGGAAACAAUUAGUAUUGGUGUUACAGAACCUAGACGAUCGUUAGGUCGUAUUGAAGAGGAAACUGAAACGGAUCAUGAAAUGUCAACACCAACAAAUAUUGACACAGAUGAAGAAACUGAAACUGAUAUUGAUUUUAUUGAAAAAGCUGAUUUUAUUGAAAAAGUUGAUGAUUUCAUUGAAAAAUUUAAAAUACAAACUGAUCAAUUAAUUCAUGAUAAUUAUGAUAAUUAUUUUAAAUUUGAUGAACAUUUUAAAUAUACAAAUAUUGAAAUUAAUAAAAAAACAGAUGAAAAUCAUGGAAAUGAUAAUGGAAAUCAAUCACAAUCAUGUAGUCCAAGUUUUCAUUUACAAGGAGCUCGAGGUCGGCGUAAAAGUAUACAUCCUGGUCAUGAAUUAAUACCAGAAAAUAAUAUUGGUCAAUUUAGUAUUGAAACGAAAGAGUUUGCCGAAAUACGAAGUAGCCCUGAAGUAGAAGAAAAACAAAUUGAAAAUGAAAUAUUAAAAACAUGUGGUGGUGAUCCUGUACAAAAAAUGAAAGCAUUAUCGUUAAAUACUGAAACAAAACAAAAUCGUAUUCGACAAGUAUUGGCUGAUUUAGAAGGUGUACAAAAACAAAUCGAGGAAUUAGAGUAUACAAUACAAAUCAAAGAACAAUUAAUACAAGAUAUGAUAAAAAAUAGUGAGACACGGAUGUGUGCUAAGCAAAAAUUUCAAAAGAAACGUUCGAAAUUAGAAGAAGAAUAUUAUAAAGCACGAACCGAACUAGCACAAGCUGAAAGUCAACUAUUACAUUGUCAAAACUCAAAUGAAAAAAGUGAGAUACGUAACAAAAUUGAAAAGUAUCGAAAUUUAGCGAUGUUUUAUGAGAAACGAUUAAAAGAUAUCGAGAGUGUUAAACAGAUACCAGAAGAAAGUGCACGAAAAGUAUUAGAAUUAGAAAAUAGUUUACACACAUCAAAAAAACAAAUGGAACGCUUACAAAAACAAUUACGUAAAGAGGAAAAGAGAAAAGCAUGUUUAGAAUUAGAAUUAAUAUCGGAUAAAGAGAAAAUCGCUGAAUUAGAGCAACAAACUAAUACUAACAAGGUACAAGAUGAAGAACAUCGUAGUCUUCGUGAAGUUAGUGCUCGUAUAUCACAUUUAGAUCAAGUAUUAAAAGAAAAAUCAAAUGAUUUAGAACGAGCUGCGGAUGUUGAUGAAAAAGAAUCAUUACGACAUGAAAUUAGAAAUUUACGUCGAACACGUGAUUGUUUAGUUGAGCAACGUUGUCAUUUAGAUAGAAAAUUACAAAAAGAGAAAAUGUUAACCGAUGUUGAAGAACGUAAAUUAUUAGAAUGUGAAGAAGCGAUUGAAGCCAUCGAUGCAGCUAUUGAAUAUAAGAAUGAAUUGAUUUGUGGAAGAAAAGAGAUGGAUGUUGAACGCGUUGAACGUGAAAAAGGUGAGGAAAUGUUAAUGCAAAGACUGAUGAAAUUAUCUGAAAAUGAAAUGCGUACAUUAUUAUAUAAAUAUUUUCAAAAAGUCAUCGAUUUACGUGAUAGCAGCAAGAAAUUAGAAAUGCAAGUGAUACAAUUAGAACGUGAAUGUGAAACAAGUACCUGGCGUGUACAAGCAUUAAGUCAUGCAUUACAACAAGUACGUUUGGAAGGUGAACGACGCAUUGUACUUUUACAACGGCAGCACGAAGAUAAACUCAAUUUAAUGUUACGUCAUUUUGCUGAAGAAACUAGUACAAGUUCUAGUACAGAGCGUAAAGGUGAUAAAAUGUUAGCAAGAGCCAUAGAACGUAAUAAACCGUAUUUAGAAAAUGAUCGUGAAAUUACAAACACAUGUAACAUUCCAAAUUCGAGUAAUAAAAAUAUCGAUCAAACGUUGACACGAUACAAGCACAAUAAUCGUGAAGAACGUGUUAUUGCUAAAUAUCGUGAGGAGGGACGAGAGAAAAAUCGUUUUAUAGCACGCUUCCAAGAGCUUACAAGAUAUCAUACAGAGAAACGACGUAUUCAACCGGAAUCAACAAUACCAUCACAAAAUUUAAAACAAUUACAACCUUCUAGUGUUCAACCGCCAACAAAAGUCACUAGACAAAAGAAUAAGUUAAUUAUUCAACAGGGUAAACCGAAGAAGUAUACUAAAAAUUAAUGGUCAAGCUCAAUAACUGUUAUUACUUCUAUAUCCCGUCAGCACUUCCGCUAAUCAUAUGUUGUAAGUAAUUUUUUUAUGAUUUAUUUGUAUUAUAAUUUUCAUUGAAAGCGUUCUUAACAAUUUACAGUAUAAUUAAUGAAUAUGAUUAUUUUGAAUUUUGUUCUAAAGUUAUUCACGCGAAAUAUUUGACGUAUGUGUAGAACGCCUGAGAAAAUCUCUCAACACGAGACUAAAGAUUACCGAACGGCUGUUGGGAGUGCUGACGGGAUAUAGUGGCGGUAUGAGUUUAUGAAUUUUUGAUUUGUUUUGAUAGUACCGUAGUUUUUAACGUUUUCCAAAGGGAAAUUUAUUGGCAGUAUAAUUUUUUAGACUCAAAUUUGUGCCAAAUGACUCAAAAACCCAAAAAUAAAAAUACAUAAACAAAAAUGUCUUGUACGAUAUUUCCAAUUCAAUGUCAAAGUCAUCAAUUUUUCAUGUUUAUAUUAUUUCUAUUUCCUUUUCGAUCAACGUUCAAUUUCCGUUUCGAGUAAGACGAAUUGUAAAAACUCAUAGCUUCAACGGGUGUCACUACC
Chrysoperla carnea is the source of this 3935-nucleotide messenger RNA. It is a transcript of the gene cos, whose product is annotated as kinesin-like protein costa. The coding region runs from base 55 to 3360 and encodes 1101 amino acids. The transcript is spliced from 6 exons. NCBI's taxonomy places the organism in Eukaryota, Metazoa, Arthropoda, Insecta, Neuroptera, Chrysopidae. The record is from RefSeq and is a predicted model, not a curated record. Gene Ontology annotation, biological process: mitotic spindle organization; microtubule-based movement. Gene Ontology annotation, molecular function: microtubule motor activity; ATP binding; microtubule binding.